Zea mays is the source of this 467-nucleotide messenger RNA. RefSeq names its product basal endosperm transfer layer1c. NCBI's taxonomy places the organism in Eukaryota, Viridiplantae, Streptophyta, Magnoliopsida, Poales, Poaceae. The record is from RefSeq and is marked validated.
AGAGAUGGAUUCGUCUUCUAUAUAAGUGAGAUCGAAGACGGAGAUUAGAACAAACAGAGCAUAUAUUCCCUCUUCACUAGCUCGUGGUAAUAAGGGAAGCUUGAUCAUCUUUCCUUAUGGCGGUGAUGAAGAGCAGCACAAUCGUCGCGCUUCUAUUGGCUGUUGCCAUUCUGUCCUCACUGUCUCCAUGCUACGAAGCCGGCGGCUGCAUCGGGAAACCCAAGAAGUCACCGCCGCCGCCGAGAAGGCCAUACUUCUCGUCCUAUUCCGAGGACCACCAGAACUGCCGCUUGAUCUGUAGCUCCAAGGGUUUCAAGGACGGUGGCUGGUGUGACGAAAGCGUGGAGCACAAAGUGUGCUGCUGCUCCCAUUAGAAAUAUAAUAGCGUAUGUUAUGUUGAUGCAUAUAUAUAUGCAUCGUCCAUCUACCUGUGUGGUGCAAAAUUCUGAAUAAAAUCUGGCUUUUUU